Diachasma alloeum is the source of this 2221-nucleotide messenger RNA. RefSeq names its product facilitated trehalose transporter Tret1. Bases 380 to 1894 code for a protein of 504 amino acids. The record is from RefSeq and is a predicted model, not a curated record. Gene Ontology annotation, molecular function: transmembrane transporter activity. Gene Ontology annotation, cellular component: membrane. Gene Ontology annotation, biological process: transmembrane transport. The transcript is spliced from 3 exons. NCBI's taxonomy places the organism in Eukaryota, Metazoa, Arthropoda, Insecta, Hymenoptera, Braconidae.
UUCACCAAAACAAUUCAAUACCCGUGUGGCAUUGUCGAGUGAGAAAAUAUUUCUUCAGUUGAUUGGAGUUGGAACCGAGUGGGUUUCGCUCCAAUUUCAGUUUUCUUCAUAAAAAAAUUGUGCCAUCCGUUCACCGUUGAUUGUCGGUACGUGCCGCGAGUGUGUUAUUAUAAUCAAACGACAAGAUUGAGGGCAGUUCCACGCGAAAGUGUUUAACGCGGUUUACUAAUCGAGAGACUACAGUCAAGUCGAUUAACGAUAAUUCGAGUGAUGAGUGAAAUGUGAGGGUAAUUUGGUAUCUUCGGGGGAUUGUCAUCUUCAGUAGGCAGUUGAGCUCGACGCGAGGUCAGCGGCGAACGCGUUUCCCCGGAUCUACAGCAUGGAGAUCGAUAAACCCGAGGAAAUACCAAAGGUCCACACCCACACGAGGGUCACGAGACAAGGUCGCACUCAAUGGAGACAAUGGCUGGCGUCAAUCUCCGCGACAUUAUCGAUGGUAGCGGUUGGUACAGUCUACGGUUGGACGACGACGAUGCUGACGCGCCUUGAGAAGAACAAAGACGUACCAUUACAGAUAACCAGCGAUGAGGGUUCAUGGAUAGUAUCAAUAGCUGUGAUAACGUCCAUGGCAGGUUCCUUCUUGGGGGCUUGUCUGGCUGACUUGUUUGGGCGUAAGAAGUGUCUGCUGAGUUCAAGCGUCUUCUUCAUCAGUGGCUGGCUAAUCGUCAUCUUUGCUGACAAUGUCGUUUGGCUCUAUGUCUCCCGAGUGGUAUUAGGAAUUGGAGUUGGAAUGUCCUAUACGACUAAUCCCAUGUACGUGUCUGAAGUUGCGGACACCAACAUACGUGGGGCAUUAGGCACACUAAUUGCCGUCAACGUCUUCACAGGUUCACUAAUCACCUGCAGUGUGGGGCCAUUUGUGUCGUAUAACACGCUUGGCAUUGUUCUCUUAUCUAUCGCCAUAAUCUUUGUUGCCUCUUUCAUCUUCUUCCCGGAGAGCCCUUACUACCUUGCCAUGAAGGAUCGAGAGGGGGAGGCUAUUCAAGCGAUCAUGUACUUCAAAGGAUGCAGCAGUGGUGAAGCUAGACAGGAGUUGGAUGUAAUUGUGGAGAACAUCAAUGAGAAUCGAGUCAACACGGAGGGCUGGAGGAAGAAGGUCAACAGAUUGUUGUCUUACAACAAUAGAAAGGCAUUUACCAUGGUUCUGGGACUGAUUGUCACGCAACAGCUGAGUGGUAACUUCACCACAAUGCAGUACUUAUCGAAGUUUUUCGACGCUGCCAAUAUUGGAAUUCAUUCGGAUUAUGCUACUAUCAUUGUCUUUGCUGUUGGACUUGUCUCUGGGACAGUUUCUACUAUGACUGUUGAGAAGGCUGGGAGGAGACCUCUUCUCAUUUUGUCUGCGUUAUUCUGCUCGGUUACUUUGGGCAUUCUGGCUGUUUAUCUUCUACUUAAUUCAAAGAAAAUCGACUUGACUGCUGUUAAUCUAUUACCUGUUAUCCUUGUGAUACUGUUCGUUGUCGCUUAUCAGGUUGGAAUUGGGACACUGCCCAAUGCCCUUAUCGGUGAAUUAUUCCCAACGUCGGCCAAGAGCGUUGCCGGCGCUGCCAUUACGAUUUCAGAUGGAGUUCUGGGAUUUGUUGUCUCCAAGCUGUAUCAGAUUGUUGGUGAUGCUUUUGGAGAGCAUUAUGUUUAUUUCUUUUUCGGGGGAUUUUGCUUUGUCGCAUUUGUCUUCAUUCUGUAUUAUAUACCGGAAACGAAGAAUAAGAGCUUCGGGGAGAUUCAGGAGGAGCUAGCCAGCACUUGUGUUAAAUUUUCGGUGAACAAAUGUUUGCGGUCUUGGGAGAAAGACCGCCGGACUCGGGGGGGACAGAGUGACGAUCGCAUUGUGUGACGUUGGGGUUCUAAGAUACUUAAUUGGGGAUGCCUGACUUCAAAGUGUUUUGAUAUUUCACAGAAAUCGAAGAAGAAGUUUCAGUGAAGCCUUGAGAUUAAGCCUUCUAGAGGAGAUCUUUUAGUCACUUCGUCUUCCUGCGGUGUGAUUAGGGGGUUUUUUCUACCGAGUGGUGAGAACAGAUAAGUUUAAAGCUUUUAUAAGCCUCGGGAACUAUUGGAGAUGUUCUGAGGCGCAAGAACUUUUGGAGAUAGCGAGUGUUGUUGUGUUGAAAAUCGCAUUUUUUGUUUGUUGUUUAAUGGAAAAGUAAAAAUGACUUGGCUGCUA